This is a messenger RNA of Galleria mellonella (greater wax moth), 590 nucleotides long. RefSeq names its product SRA stem-loop-interacting RNA-binding protein, mitochondrial-like. Gene Ontology annotation, molecular function: mRNA binding. Bases 306 to 563 code for a protein of 85 amino acids. The record is from RefSeq and is a predicted model, not a curated record. NCBI's taxonomy places the organism in Eukaryota, Metazoa, Arthropoda, Insecta, Lepidoptera, Pyralidae. The transcript has 2 exons.
UUUUUCUCGUGAUUGAUUGUAAUAAUAAUUUUCAAUUCAAAACCUAAGAAAUGCUUAUGCAAUGAGCGAUGGUCGGCCUGUAAGCGGUCAGUUGAAGAAGUUUGUGUUUCGCGGCAAGUCCACAGCUAACGGGGACACUCGAGGAACGCAGUGCUGACUGGUCUAUCGAAGCUCUAUUGAAGAAGUGGGGACUAAAAGGCGCCCUUAUUGAUUUGGAUUCACUGAGCGAAAGCUCAGGUGUAGACUACAGAGCCUUGAUAGGCGAGCGAUCUUUGCACUUGUUGGAAAUAGUGUCUGUGUAGGGUAUGGCCAGCACAGCUCGGGCAGCGCGUCUAUAUGUGGGCAACUUGCCGUGGACUGUUGGACAUAGACAGCUGAGAGAGUACUUUGCCCAGUUUGGAGCAAUACAAAGCUCUAGAGUAGUAUUCGAUCGUUCUACUGGUCUCAGUAAAGGAUAUGGUUUCAUAGAGUUUGUUAGCCCAUCAGCUGCUGCUGAUGCCAUCAACAAGCAGGUUCAUACACUAGAGGGCUUGAAUUUAACAGUGCAAGCUCAAAAUAAUUAAGUACUUUAUCUUCUCAAUUAGCAUUCA